Messenger RNA from Neospora caninum, 1161 nucleotides. Its product is annotated as srs domain-containing protein. NCBI's taxonomy places the organism in Eukaryota, Apicomplexa, Conoidasida, Eucoccidiorida, Sarcocystidae. The coding region runs from base 1 to 1161 and encodes 386 amino acids. Gene Ontology annotation, cellular component: membrane. The transcript has a single exon. The record is from RefSeq and is a predicted model, not a curated record.
AUGGCGAGGACAGGAAAGAUGCAGCAGCGCCGCGGGGGGUUCAGGUCUAAGGCCCGCAAGUUGAUCGCGUUGAGCAUGGGUGGUGUUUUGUUGCUCUCUAGCGGGCUAGCAGCUGCAGAUCAACUGCGUGAAGGUCUUCUGGGUCGGAGUUUGUCCGGAGAAAUCACCAAUGUCGAUCCAUCGAUCGAUAAUGCAGUCGCCACUUGCAGUUUUAGCCCUGCUGCAGCAGGCAGGGCAGCUCCUGCCUCUCUGACGCUGUCACAAACAAGCCUGACCGCUACCUUGGUAUGUACAGGAACACAAAUCGUGACAGUGCCGGAAAACCUGCUGAAUGUUUGUGAUCCAAAGCAAAACGCGGACAACGGCAAAUGCGUGUUUGGCGGCACCAAUCCAGCGGGCAAAGAGGUCAAGCUGACAGAAUUGCUCGGAACAGACCGCCACAUUCAGUGGACAGAGAUCCAACAAGAGCCAAAUAGCGAACGAGGUGCAGGAAGCACAAAAGCGUGGACAUUGCAGCUGGAGGAUGGCGACUUUCCUGUGACCGACAAGAGCUUCCUUGUUGGGUGUCAAGACUCCACUAAGGGUAAGCAGGCAUGCAAGGUCACGGUGAACGUCGAAGCGAGAGCUUCUUCUGUUGCGGAUAGGAACGUCGUCACCUGUGCGUACGGCAAAAAGAGCAACCCUGAGCCUCUGAAGGUUGAGAUGACAACAGAUAACAACACCCUCACUCUUCAGUGUGGUUCCGAGGGUAUUCUUCAUCCGAUUACAUAUAAAACUCGCUACUGCGACCCUGAGGCCGCAAACGUUCAGGAGUGCAACGAGAAGGAUUAUACAGGUAUUCUUCCCAGCUUUGUGGAGAGCUGGUGGACAAAUGUGAACGACGGGAAGAGUUCCGCUACGCUGACAAUCCCAGAGACUGAGUUUCCGGAAUCAGACCAGCAAUUCCGUUUGGGUUGUGUUCCGAAGUCGCCAAAUGCCCCGCCAUCGGGUGACACGAUGAAAACUAGCAAGGGUAACGGCUCACAGACGCAUGCGGCUACGUCGAACUGCAAUGUGAUUGUGACUGUCAGGUCAGGAAGCUCUGCAUCGUCAACUGGUCAAAUGGUAGCUACAGUCUCUGGUGCGGCGGCUUUGUUAGGGCUCCUCGCCGGCUCGUUGUAA